AUGUUAAUAACGUUUUAUGUAUAUAGCUGGAAAAUCGUCACGGUAUUGGUGUGUGACAAUCUAACCUUACCAUUCAAAGACUGUAGUUUAGAUGCUGUAUUAUCUAUAGCUGUUAUUCAUCAUUUUUCGACAACAGAAAGACGUGUGUGUGCCUUACGAGAACUAGCCAGGGUACUUAGAAUUGGUGGUCGUAUAAUAAUUACAGUGUGGGCCAUGGAACGACGCCAUAGAAAAUUUCAAUCUCAAGACGUACUAAUGCCCUGGCACAAGCCCUGUAGAAAUUUAGAAAGUGAAUCUACAGAAUUUUCUACAACCACAACCACGUCUGACGAGGAAUAUAUUAGCACAAGAAAAAAAUCUAAUUCUGAUUCAACAACGAGUAUCAAAAUGUGUUGUGAAAGAAAAACUAAGCGUAAGGAACAAUCAAAUUGGAGAAAAGGAAUAACGAGUUCCCCGAGUAGUUCUAGUUUAUCAAGUCCAGGAAAUGAAACUUGUUAUAGCUUUGUUCGGAAAGCAAUACAGAAGCUUGCCGGUUCAACCAAGCGAGGUAAAGUGUCAUCAAAACCUUGGUUUGUUGCUUCCUGGACAUCACUUGAGUUGCCAUCAGUAUUACGUUCUGAUCCUGAAGGGUGUGAGACUUGCAACGAAGAUGUACUAAAUGUUCCUAUAGAACUUAGACGAAUGGAAGAUUCACCAGACUCAAUACCUCUAUUCAAUCGAACACCUACACACAAAUCUAAGAGUUUAACUGAUAUCAAAAACUCUGCGAAAAAACGGAUGGUACGAUCGAGGUCAAGUAUACCGGAAUUGGAAAAAUCAAUGCCACUAACUCAUUCAAAACCAAAAUUAGUGAAACAAAAACAAUCACUAUGUGAUGAGGAUGCAGAAGAAGAUAGAGAUAAAGCUACUGAUAUGAAAGAUUUGGUUAAUAAAUUACCUCAAUUCGAUGUAGGCAGUGGUUCAAAAAGAUACAGGUAUAAAAGUAAUGAAAUAAAACAAAGAUCGAUGAAUGAAGAACUUAUGUCUAUAGAAAGGCUUAAGGAAAAGGAAAUCGUUCAAAAGAACAUUCAGAGGCAAGCAUCGUUAAAUGAAGAGCUUAUGUAUAGCACACGUACGUUGGAAUCCAUUAAAGAUACACUACAAUUGCUCAAAACUGGAUUCACGAAAACAUUUAAAAAUCCAUCCAGUCAGGUAUCUGACAACAUUAAAAGUGGACUAAGUAGAAUGCUAGGGUAUAAGGAAGGUUGUGAAGAAAAGGUUAGUGAUGAAAAAAAAAUAGAAAUGCCCGUUCCCGCAUUGGUGACAACAACGUGUUGUGACGGACGUAGAAGUUCCCGUGAAGAUGGUUCCUCUGAAGAUUCGUCAAAAGACAGUUUACAGAGUGAUGCUAGUGUUGAUUCUGAAGACAGUCUGAGUAGUUUAGCGUCUGUUAUAUUUGUGAAUGCGACCGGUGGGUCUGAUAAGACAUGUUCACCACCAUUAGUAGAACAACAAGCACGAACAGCUCCAUGCACACCCACUGCUAAAUCUCAAAGUCAAUACAGGUCGUCUUCACAUCCUAAUACACCAAAAACAGCACCUGUUCAUCCUUCACAUUUUAGAUUACCAACUAGAUUCAACUCACAAAAUGGAAAUGAACCGUAUCAGUUAAAUUUAUCAACAGAACAACAAGUCGACGAUGUUUUGAAACCCAUCAAAUUAUCACCUGUGAAAACAGCAAUAGAAAUGAAGCUCAGAAGAGAGCAAGAAAAAGAUCAAGAAUUAGAACGUAGAGAUCAUGUUUGUGAAGGUGGAGAUCAUAAUGCGCGACCUAAAGAAAGAAUUAGUGCAGAGAAGCUUAAACAAAUUCAAGAUCUCCUUUUAAACACUAAACCAGUAACUGGACGUCAUCGUCUACCAAAAGCUGAUCGAACGUUUUCUGGUUUACGAGGAAGGCACUUUAUUAAAACAGUCGAAGAAACAUUUCAUCCAGAAAUAGACGAUAUAGAUAGUGAUGCAGAAUCAUCGUCCUCUGAUUCUGUUAGCAGUGUUAUUAGUGUAGUGGUGGAAGAUGAACGAAAAAUUACAGAUAUCGAGUUUGACGAAUCUUUUGACGUAGAAACACCAGCAAAACCCGAGGAUGAAAUAUCGACGGAACAUGGUAAUUUAGAACAAAUCUGUUCUUCAGAUUCUGCUGUAAUUAAAAAAGAUUCUAACCUUAAAGAAUAUCCAUGUCCUAAAGAAGAUCCCAGCCCUAUAGAACAUCCCAGUCCUAAAGAAGAUCUCGGUCCUACAGAAGAUCCUAGCCCUAUAGAAGAUCCAAGUCCAAAAGAAGAUUCCAACCCAAAAGAAGAUCCAAGUCCGAAAGAAGAUCGCAAUCCAAAAGAAGAUCCUAGCCCAAAUGAAGAGCAUAACCCUAAAGAAGAUCAACCAAAUCAUACUAACCGAUGGAGUCUACAAGAACACCCGAACAAAGGGACGACAGUUCGAAACAGCCCAAGUCUCGGUUCAAUACCAAAACACAAGAGGGCCAGUAAGAGUUCUAAAGAUGAGCUCUCGGAUUUGCCGGAAACGUGGGAUGAGGAAUGUCAAAAGCAUCUCGUGGACUUCGCUGAAAGAUUAAAUAAAGAACUGAGGGCCGCAAUAGGCAUGGAGCCAGUAGAAGAUCCAAAGAAGGCACGUGAUGACGUUGUAGACGCUCCAGAAAAGGUAGAGUUGAUGCAAUAUUUGCACCAGCUGAUGCGACCGGAAGAAAUAUUAUCGGAUCCGUCAUCUUCCGACGGACAGCUGGAGGACGAACCGCUCGACUACCAUCGGAUCGAGAUACUGGCUGGAUCUGAAGCGCCCCGCCGGCCCAGUAUUUCCGUCGAAACACAAGACUCUGUGGACAAGGUACUACGUAGCCGAGAGGGGUUCCGGUCACGGCUCUACCGCAAGUCCGUUGACUCAGCGGAAGACCGGCAUGCGUCCCUGGAGCUGGAGUGUGACUCGAGGCGCGACACAGUUUCCAGCAGCCAGGUAUCGCUGCUCCGGCCUGGUAACUCACUUGAAUCCAACGACACUGCGGACACACACACCACCACACAGAGCACGACUUCCUUGACAUCGUGGAGUGAUUGCAGCAAAGACACGAGGUUUGCGGACCGUAGACAGGCUCGGUGCGAUGGCCGGUCAUCGUCGGAGGAGACGGACCCUAGGCGGGCGGCUGUCCUGGUCCGCCAGCACGCUGCCGUCGAAACCCAAGAAACGUCCAAGAGUGACGACACGUGUAGCUUAUCCACCUCGCAAGAAUCGCUGUCCGAGCACGGUGGUGGGUCUAUAACAUUCCACAGGUACUAUCACGUGUUCAGGGAGGGCGAACUCGACCAGCUGAUCGAGAAACACGCCGAUAAUUUGCACAUUAUUUCAUCAUAUUACGACCAAUCAAAUUGGUGCGUUAUCGCCGAAAAGGUACAGGUGUGGACUAUUUAG
Messenger RNA from Macrosiphum euphorbiae (potato aphid), 3450 nucleotides. Lineage: Eukaryota; Metazoa; Arthropoda; Insecta; Hemiptera; Aphididae. The record is from the annotation of a GenBank genome assembly.